Molecule: messenger RNA, 1695 nt
Organism: Aspergillus puulaauensis
Lineage: Eukaryota; Fungi; Ascomycota; Eurotiomycetes; Eurotiales; Aspergillaceae
Exons: 1
Coding region: 1-1695 (564 amino acids)
Biological process (GO): transmembrane transport
Molecular function (GO): transmembrane transporter activity
Source: RefSeq, a predicted model, not a curated record
AUGCCGCCUUUUGACCCUGAGCCAGCCAAUCUUAGACUGGAAUCUCCGCGUGAAGAAUAUACAAUCGAGCAAGAUCCCGAGAAAAAAGCCGACUGGGAGGCCCCCCCAGAGGGACUCCCUGAGGAAUCGGGGACAAAGGGUCGAAAAAUUCGCGGCAUUCGCUGGAUGUUGAUAUGCGUCUCGCUUUAUAUCACUUGUUUCCUGUACGGACUCGAUACGACGAUUGCGGCAGAUGUUCAGGGCCCUGUCAUCGCAGCAUUUGGCCAUGUCGAUCAAUUCUCCUGGAUUGGAGCCGGGUUCCCACUGGGCUCCGUAUGCGUUGUUCUCUUGCUUGGUACCCUUUUCAACACCUUCAACAUGAAAUGGGUCUACAUUGCGACCGUGGUGCUUUUUGAGGUGGGUUCGGCUGUCUGUGGCGCUGCUCCAGACAUGAACGCUCUGAUUGUUGGCCGUGUCAUUGCCGGGGCUGGGGGCAGCGGCAUAUACCUCGGAUCACUACAAUACUUUGCUGUCAUGACCGGGGAGAAGGAGCGUGGCCUUUAUAUGUCCCUCAUCGCUGCCUUCUGGGGGCUUGGAUGUGUUCUGGGGCCUCUUAUUGGCGGCGCCUUUGCCGUGUCCUCAGCAACCUGGCGCUGGGCCUUUUACAUCAAUCUGGUUAUUGGUGCCAUCUCUGCUCCUGCAAUCUUGCUAUGCCUGCCACCUAUCUCUCUGAUGCAAGGCGUUAGCAUGCCAGAUAGGCUGGCUUCCAUUGACUUUGUAGGCUUCGUGCUUGGCUCCGGGGUCUGGGUCAGCUUUCUCCUCGCAUUUACAAUGGCCGGUGGCCAAUGGGCAUGGAACGACGGGCGAACCAUUGCGACAUUUGUUGUAUUUGGUGUGGUUCUGGUCGCCUAUGCCUUGCAGCAAUACUUUGCUAUCUUCACCACGCCCGCUCGGCGUGCAUUCCCCGGGCAUCUGCUGCGAGACCGUACGCAGGUGCUCUUAUACAUCGUGACAGCCGCUGGAAUUACGUCGGUAUUCGUCGUCGUCUACUACCUUCCUAUCUACUUUCAGUUUGUGAACAACGACGGAGCCCUUAUGGCGGCCGUGCGUCUGUUACCAUUUGUUGUCAUCGCCGUGGCGGUCAACCUUGUCUCGGGGUCGCUCCUCCACUUCAUCAAGCUCUACAAACUCAUCUUUCUCAUCGCCAGCGUCUUCUUGCUGGUAGGCGGUGGUCCCUUGGUGGCUUAUUUGGAACCCAGUACGGCGACGGGCACUAUCUAUGGCUUGUCAAUUCUCGCUGCAGUUGGUAGCGGUCUGUCGAUGGUAACCGGCUAUACGGUUUCAACAUUGACUACGAGGCCCGAGGACACAGGCGCUGGACUGAAGAUGCAGAAUGUUUCCCAGAUUGGUGGCCAGGUUAUCGCACUCGCCAUCGCGGGACAGAUCUACCGAUCGCGGGCCAUUGCCAAUCUGCAAUCUGCUCUUGCUGGUCACGGAUACUCGUCCCAAGAAAUUGGGGGCGCGGUGGCCGGUGCACAGAGCUCACUGUUCCAGGACCUGGAUGUUGAACUAAGGGACAAAGCAGUCGAGGCUAUCUCACAGGCGAUGAAGACGACGUUUGUGCUGGUUCCUGUUGCGGGGGGCGCCAUGUUCAUUGCAGCCAUGUUCAUGAAGUGGGAGAAGCUCUUCGGGCAUUCUGUUGCUGUUGGUGGUUAA